ACUGGAACGUCAAUAGCGCUUCCCUAUUUUGAAUUUAACGUCAGAAGUAAAGAGACUUGGUUAUGAAUUUUAUUAGGGAAAAACCUGGCACAUUUCAACAGGUAUAGCAACAUUUCAUGUAAGUUCGUUCAGCGGAUAUGCGGUGAUGCGAUGAGCAACCAAUGAAAAUAACAGAAAAUUCAGAACAAUUACGAAUGUACUUGAAGUCAUUAUUUAUUAUGUUUGUAUGCAUUUUUUACAUUUAAUAAUUUUAAAGUACAUUGUAUCAAGUUUUAUUUUUUGAGUUAAUAUUAUAUCUAACGUUUUUGUCUGGAUAUUUGGAUCAAAGUUUCGAAGAAUGAGAUGAAUAUAUUUGAACAUGAGCGAAUUAUUCGCAUAUCAAUAGUCUGACGUUUAAAGGUGAAUCAUACUUUAUUCACUAAUCAGAGAAAUAUUUUGCGAUGAAAUUGUGGUACAUUGAAGCAGUCACUUCCAUAGCAAUUCUUUUCGUCAUCAUUUUAAUACUGUCCCUCAAAUACUGCCUAAACUGGAGGAUUGAACGAAUAUUCCUUGCAAUAUUGCUUUUACUAUGGUCGUCAGAAGUCUGCUUGGUAGACUGCAAAGUCAUUUGUUUAAAAUGUUCAUAUCUAUUCAUGUUCACUAUACUGGAAGGUUUACUGAUGAUUAUUAUAUUCUUCAUGAGAAGAAGAUUGAAAAUAAUUGUGGCUAUCGUACUGGCGGUUUUAUCGAUGAUUUGUGCGGUAUUUUUGGUGGUUUUGACGUUCAUACCUUGGUAUGAGGACCUGUGCAAAAUGAUGGCUGGCGGCUUUCUCAAUACCUCCAUGUGUUUGAUGAUAGUGGUUGCUGCGAACCAGCUCAAAUCAGUUUGAGAUCAUACAUCCAC
Messenger RNA from Trichobilharzia regenti, 883 nucleotides. The record is from the annotation of a GenBank genome assembly. Lineage: Eukaryota; Metazoa; Platyhelminthes; Trematoda; Strigeidida; Schistosomatidae.